Molecule: messenger RNA, 2427 nt
Organism: Stereum hirsutum FP-91666 SS1
Lineage: Eukaryota; Fungi; Basidiomycota; Agaricomycetes; Russulales; Stereaceae
Product: ATP-NAD kinase
Exons: 9
Coding region: 1-2427 (808 amino acids)
Biological process (GO): NADP+ biosynthetic process; NAD+ metabolic process
Molecular function (GO): NAD+ kinase activity
Source: RefSeq, a predicted model, not a curated record
AUGGUCCACCCGGAGACCAUCCAGCCCUCGCUCUCGCGACGGAACAGCACCAGGCCUUCCAACCUCAGCAUCCACCACGCCACCCAGAGCUGGAACCCCGACAUCGUCCUCGAUGACCAGGACUCUCCCUCGCCUGCACACAUGAACAUAAACGGAAACGGUGCAGGCCACCAGCAGACGGCGAGCUCUCGGACCCAGCAGCUGCGUACGCCGCACGUCGAUUCUGCAGUGGUACAUUCGCCUUGCUUUGUGCACUCCCACCUCGACAAGGGAGCAUCUUUCUCGGACUGGCUUAAGCAGGGCAAUGGCCCCUCACCACCCGAUGUCGGUGUCGCGCCUUCACUCCAAUCUCAAUCUCCCUCAGGAGGUAGCUCUUCCGGCUCUUCUGGCGGCCAGCCUCAGCCAAAUCGACACCGUCGUUAUCGCAAGCUCGAUAACGGCAAGAUCCUCCCCCUGCCUUACAAUGAACAACCAAUGUCCGACUAUGCUGUCGACAAUGAGAUUGACUUUGAGGAGGAGUAUGAGGAGGAUGGCGGUAGUCUCACUAGACAACUUGCAGAGACCGCCGUUGGCGUUCGCGAAAUGAGCAAACAGCUUGGUCGAGCACGCAUCAAGUCGCACAUUCAAAACGUUCUCAUCGUCACAAAGGCCCGCGACAACAGGCUCAUCCAGCUCACGCGCGAGCUCGCCCUCUACCUCAUGACUAAACCCCGCUACGGAGGCCGUGGGCUUGUCGUUUACGUCGACCACCAGCUUCGUACUUCGCGAAGGUUCGACGCCGCAGGGAUCGAGCGCGACCAUCCCGAGCUCUUCUUCCCUCAUCCGAGGAGGAGGUCUUCCAGCAGCACCUCGCUCGCGUCCAAUUCGACGGACGAGAGUACAGCGUCGAACGAGAAUGGACAGCUUAGGUAUUGGACCGCAGACAUGUGUAGUCGAAGCCCACAUCUCUUCGAUUUCGUGGUCACCCUCGGUGGCGACGGAACCGUUCUCUUCACAUCAUGGCUCUUCCAACGCAUCGUCCCUCCAGUCCUCCCCUUCGCCCUCGGCUCCCUCGGUUUCCUCACCAACUUUGACUUCGCGGACCAUCAAGCCGUCAUGGACAGCGCGCUCGAGUCCGGGAUCCGCGUCAACCUCCGGAUGCGAUUCACAUGCACCGUCUAUCGCGCCGUCCCGGCCGAAGAGCUCCUCCGCGCCGGGAAGGGAAAGCGCAAGGCGGUGAAGAAGGCGAAUACGGGGGAGAUCAUGAUGAGGAAUAUCGAGAAGGGGGGAUGGGAGGCGUUGGAGAGUGGGUGGUAUGGACAUGAUAAGGAGAAGCCGGAGGGAGGGAAGGCGCAGAAGGAUAAGGAGAUUAUGUGUUUUACGACGAGGCCGGUGGAGAGUUUUGAGGUGAUUAAUGACUUGGUGGUGGAUAGGGGCCCCAGUCCGUAUGUCAGUAUGCUGGAGCUGUUUGGCGAUGAGCAUCACAUGACGACCGUACAAGGAGACGGACUCACAAUAUCGACACCCACCGGAUCCACCGCAUACUCUGCUUCGGCCGGCGGAUCGCUCGUCCAUCCAGAGAUCCCAGCGAUCCUCAUCACGCCUAUCUGUCCGCACACAUUGUCGUUCAGACCUAUGCUCCUGCCUGACAGCAUGGAGGUCCGUAUUUGCGUGCCUUUUAAUUCGAGGAGCACGGCUUGGGCAUCGUUUGAUGGACGGGGACGUGUGGAGUUGAAACAGGGUGACCACAUCAAAGUGACCGCCUCGAAAUAUCCCUUCCCCACCGUCUGCGCCGACAAGCAAUCUACGGACUGGUUCCACUCCAUCUCCCGCACUCUCAAAUGGAACGAACGGGAGCGGCAGAAGUCGUUCGUCGUCGUCGAGGAGGGACCGGCGAAGCGGAGGAAGGAGCCACAGUCGCAGGGGCAGGCUGUUGCCGAUGAUGAUGAUCCGGAUACGAACGAUGAGCUGGGAGGGGACGAUGAGGAGGAUGAUGAGGAUGACGACGAUGAGGAAGAGGAGGAGGAGAAGUUCGAUAUAGACGAUCUUUCCCCCGAAAGCGCGGUGAUCGACCUCCAGAAACCGUCCGCCACUGCGACUCAGACAGCGAAGGAGAAGGCGGUGGAGCAGUUCCAGGGGGACGAUGCGGGAAGGGAUGACGCAGAGAAAGGAGAGGCGGAGAGAGCAGCUGAGGCCUUGAUGGGCGUGUCGAAAGAGAAGUCGAGGUUAGCAGCGAGGAGCAAGAGCGGGCUGCGGUCGGGGGUCGAUAGUCCUGAUAGGUCGGUUUCAGUUACUACCACCCUUAUUCCUCCACCACCUACAGGGCACAGUCCUCAUCGUCAUCUUCUGCUGUGGGUGCAUGUUUCGCUGGAACUGACCCUGCUUGUAUUUAUUGCAUAUUUGGCUCUGGCGUUGUCUUCCUUUCGCCUGGAAUACCACCGAUAUUAG